AUGUCGAAAGGUGAGUCAUGAACAAAUAUCAAACGGCUUUCUCGGAAUAUAAAUAUCUCAUUUAGACACCGGCACAUUCUCCGUAUCUGCUGCAAAGGCCCUUUUUGAAGCUGCCAAGAAGCCCGAGGUUCGGAAUGCGGCCAUCGCGGCAGCCAAGAAUCCGUUCGUUCGUCAGGCUGCCAAGAACGUGGCACAGGACGAGAGGGCUCGCGGAGCAGUCCUGAAUGCGGUCAAGGAUCCUAGCGGAAGCAACAAGUUCUCCGCGGCCGUCGCCGUCGCGGAUGCCAACCGGAGAGCCGAUGUUCCGCCGCCGCCGCCUCAUCGCGCAGGAGCUGUUUCCUCCUACUCGGAAUCUAAAAGCUCUCCGGGAAAGCUUUCGUCUGCUCAUUCGGCCAUCCGAUCUCAGCUCGAAAACCUUCAUAUCGGCGGAUCGUCGAGCAGUGAGUCAUCCUUCUCGAACUUUCAUCGAUUUAUUUUCUCUUAUUCCAGAUGCUCCUGCCACGUCACCAUCAUACCAGCCCACAGCUUCCUCCGUCUCGCCUUCGUACCGAUCGACGUACAAUCCUCCGGCUGCCACGUCAUACUCAUCAGCGCCAGCCCCACCUCCAGUGCCACGUCAUAACAGUUCCGUCCCUUCGUACACUACUACUCCGAACAUCACAACUCCUCAUGGAAUAGCCGUCUUCGAGUACACGCCUUCGCUGCCCGAUGAAAUGGCUCUGCGAGUGGGGGAUACUGUUCUUCUUUCCAAAAAAGUAGAUGAUCAGUGGCUUUAUGGUAAAUUGUGCUUGUUAAAGUCUAAAAUCACUCAUUGCUCAUAUUUUCAGGAGAAAAUCAGAAUACCCGCUCGUUUGGCAUCAUUCCUGUUUCUUAUCUGGAUAUCAAGAUCCCACUGAAGGAGGCGUUCUCAGCCCCACCAUCCCGUCCUUCGGCUCCUUCUGGAUCUUCCGGGGCCAUCGCAACUGCUCUCUACGACUACAACUCGGCAGAGAUCGGAGAUUUGAGUGUGAGUGUUCGGAUCCCUCCAAAAUUACGUUAUUUUCGUCAGUUUUCGGCUGGAAGUCAGAUAACGGUGCUGUUCCGUGUGAACGCUGAAUGGCUGGAAGGGGAGUGUUACGGACGGACGGGAAUCUUCCCUUCUCAGUUCGUGACUUGUCCGAAUCUUUCCCAAGUGCCGUCCAAACAACCCGCUCCUUCUCCGAUCAGUCCUCCGAAGACAUCCGGUUCCAAACAGAUUGUCACCGUCACUUACGAUUACGACUCUGGAGUGGCGACGGACUUGCGCUUGUACGAAGGAGACGUCAUCACAGUGCUCGAGGACAUUGACGGCCAGUGGCUGUUCGCAGAGUGCCGCGGACAACAAGGAAUGGUUCCGAAGACGUUCCUGGGUCCCCCGUACGGAUCUCCGAAGAAAGCAAACAAAGGCAUCGCCGAGAUUGCGAGCGCGUUCUCUCCGAAGAAGGCGAUGGCGACGGGAGACUAUCACUCGGAGGAUCCGAAGCAUUUGUAUGUCACGCGGGGAGACACUCUUCUGAUUGUGGAAGACGUCGACGACUAUUACUUCAAGGGGAAGCUGGAGGCGUUCAAGACCCUUCCCGCUGGUAUUCUACCCAAAAACAUUGUCAAAUUCACUGACUAG
Molecule: messenger RNA, 1639 nt
Organism: Caenorhabditis sp. 36 PRJEB53466
Lineage: Eukaryota; Metazoa; Nematoda; Chromadorea; Rhabditida; Rhabditidae
Source: the annotation of a GenBank genome assembly